AUGUUCUUCACCAUAAUAAAAGGUUCUUAUACCAAGGCUUUGUUGGUCAUUGAUAUAGAGGGUUGUUUACAUUAUGCUUCGUUAGGUAAUCAUGAUACUAUGCUAAAGAGUGAAAUGUAUCAGUAUUUCAGGAAAUUGAAAAUUCCCAUAGAUUCUGUUCCAGAUCCUGUUCCUCCAAAGGUCGAAACUACCAUCCGGUGUUAUGAUCAAGUAUUAGAAAGUCCUCUUAUUCCUGUAGAUAUCAAAGUCAAAUUAAGAGGUACUCCGUUACAAUUAAAGGUCUGGAAACAAUUGAUGAGAACAUCAAAUACUCUCUCGUAUAAGGAAUUGGCCAACCAAGUAGGUUCGAACGGUAUCAGAGCCGUAGCCAGUGCUGUAGGAGCCAAUAAAAUUGCCAUUAUAGUACCUUGCCAUAGAGUACUAAAUUCCAAAGGAAAGAAUACUGGUUACCGGUGGGGAAUGCCCAUUAAAGAUAAACUUCUACAAUUAGAACGAGUUCUGGUCUAA
Molecule: messenger RNA, 507 nt
Organism: Yamadazyma jaroonii
Lineage: Eukaryota; Fungi; Ascomycota; Pichiomycetes; Serinales; Debaryomycetaceae
Source: the annotation of a GenBank genome assembly